AUGAAGAGGUCGCCUGAAGACGCGUUGGGCGUAUCGGCAGAUCGUCUGACAUGUGCCGAGCGUUGGGAGAAGAUUUUGGAGCAACAAGAGCGAGACGAAGGUCGCCUAGACUCUGGGGUGACAGACGAGGACGCGUUCAAGAUCCAAUUCUCCGGAGACUCGUCAGACGGUGGCUCAGCAAGCGAUGGUGACAACAGCGAUGCCAACGAAGAGUCAGCUGGACGCCCACAGGAAUUACAAGGUCUAACAAAGGUUAUGAACACAUUCUUUGGUUCUAGACGGUGCCUGGUGCCGAAGGUGCUGCAUCAAGUACAGUGA
Messenger RNA from Phytophthora nicotianae INRA-310, 318 nucleotides. RefSeq lists its product as hypothetical. NCBI's taxonomy places the organism in Eukaryota, Oomycota, Peronosporomycetes, Peronosporales, Peronosporaceae. The coding region runs from base 1 to 318 and encodes 105 amino acids. The record is from RefSeq and is a predicted model, not a curated record. The transcript has a single exon.